This is a messenger RNA of Paramecium pentaurelia, 1178 nucleotides long. The record is from the annotation of a GenBank genome assembly. Lineage: Eukaryota; Ciliophora; Oligohymenophorea; Peniculida; Parameciidae.
UAAUGAAAACAUUUAUCUUAUUAGGAUUGUUAUCUAUCACUUUUGCAGUGAGUAUUAGUAAUCAAGGCACUUUAACAAAUCCAACAUCAAGAGUGGAAAGAAUAAUGACUAAGUUUAUGCAAUUAAGUGAGAUGAGCACACAAUUUAACUUUAAUAAACUUUUUGAUGCUAUUGACUAAUUGAGUGCUUAAUUAAAAGUAUUUUUGUAUAUAUUAUAUUGAUAGCAAUCAGAAGUAGAUGAGAACAAUCUGUUUGAUGCUGAUUUUGCUUAAUAUGUUGAGGAUUAAGCAUUUUAUACAGAUUUAGUUACUUUCUACACAGCUGAAGUUGCCUAACAUACAGAGGAUUUAAGAUCAUUAAACAAUCAUUUGGAAUCAUAUUAACAAUAAUUGACAUAAAGAUAAGAAGAAUUAGAUAGAACUCAAAAAUAAAAAGCUUAAUUAGAAGAGACCAUUAGAUAAAAUGAAAUUACUUACAAUAAAUAAAUUAGUGAUUUCAAUACAGCAAUAGAUGUUUUAGAUUAAGCUAUUUAAUUAUUAUCUGGUUUAAGAAGUAACUUCAUAAUAAUAUAAGUAGAUCCUGUAUUAAUUUAAACUGAAUCAGAUUAACUUAAGACAUUAGCUAAUAAAUUAAAUUCAAUCAAUUUGAAGAAUCACAGAGUAUUAUAUUAACCAAUAAUUGAUAUCUUUAUGUAAAUUGCAUAAAAUAAGUAUCAAUAUUAAAUCAUAAUUAGUUUGGCUAAUUAAGAUCUACUCAAAAAGGUGCUUAGUAUGUUGAAUGGACUUAGAAACUCAUUAGAUGGAGGAAGAAAUGCAUUAACUAGCAAUUACAAUAGUGAAAGAGCAUCUAAUUUGGAAUUAUUAGAGACUUACAAUAAGAAGAUCGAUGCUCUCGUUAAUGAAGUCAUUCCAAUGUUAUAAGAUUUAAUUGCUAAUACUAUUGGUAUUUAUAUAUUUGAUUACUCUUUUUUAUAGAAUAAAUUAAGGUGAAGACAGAAUUAUUGAAUAAUGCUUAAGCUAAUUUAGAUGAAGCAAAAGAAACCUUAUAAUAUAUUGAAGAUAGAUGGGUUAAAAGAAAAGCUUAACAUGCAGCAUUGUUAGCAGAAUAUGAGAAAGAAUAAGCACUUAUAGCUUAAACUAUAACUGUUUUGCAAAGAGGUGGUGUAAGAAGAUAAUGAU